CAGUUAGAACUCAAGAACCCACAACAUAAGUUUUUGUUUUUAAAAAUAUGAAAGACCUGAGUUGAUUGUGUAGCUGUUGAAAAUCCAGGCACAAUGGUGCUCCAGAAAGCAAAACCAAGAAGACUUCUAACAAUUAGCUACCUGCUGAGGAGACAUCUUGCAACCAGAAGCAGCCCCAUAAAGUAUGCUUCGUUUUCAGAAGUCUUACAAUUAAACGAAAAACAGUUUACUGGAGUCGCAUUCCCUCUCCAAGAAAUGGCAAGAUACCUGGCCUCUAGUGUGGACACGUCAUCCUUCCAGAUUUUCAAUCCUAACCACAAUGAAAUCAACAGUGCAGAGGCGUUUUUCAUUUCAACACGUUGGCACCCCAUUGAUUAUUUCACUUCAGCUGUCCGGAUGGAUCACGCUCCACAAUUGUCACAGCCUGAGGUUUGCUUUUUAGGAAGAAGCAAUGUUGGAAAAUCCUCCUUAAUAAAGGCUCUGUUUUCAUUAUCCCCUGAUGUUGAAGUCAGAAUUUCCAAAAAUCCAGGCCACACUAAGAAACUGAAUUUCUUCAAAGUGGGGGAUUUAUUUACUUUGGUGGAUAUGCCAGGCUAUGGUUACAGAUCACCCAAAGAUUUUGCAGAGAUGGUGGAGCCUUAUUUAAAUCACCGUGCAAAUCUGAAACGGACAUUCUUAUUAGUGGACGGCCUGGUCGGAAUUCAGGAAAUGGACAAAGUUGCUGUAGAAAUGUUGGAAGAAUUUGGGAUCCCUUAUGUUAUUGUAUUAACUAAAAUUGACAAAGCAUCAAAAGGAGUUAUGACAAAAAAUGUGAUACAGAUUCAAGACUUUGUUAACAAAAAGACACAAGUAUGCUUUCCUCAACUCUUUCCUGUCAGUUCUUUGUAUUGCUUUGGAAUCCAUGUGCUGAGAUGCUUUAUAGCACACGUUACUGGAAAUCUUCCCCUAUCCACUUGAUGAUACUUCAUACCCAAAUCUUAAUGACUCGUCUUCAUUGUUCUUCCAAUAAAAGAGACAAGAUUUAUUGCUCUGUACACUUCUCUUUUUUCCAAGCCUUGUGAAUAAUUUGUUUAUAAUAAAUGCUAUUUAAGUUA
Messenger RNA from Lacerta agilis (Sand lizard), 1094 nucleotides. RefSeq names its product GTP binding protein 8 (putative) (gene GTPBP8). Gene Ontology annotation, molecular function: GTP binding. The coding region runs from base 94 to 957 and encodes 287 amino acids. Gene Ontology annotation, cellular component: mitochondrion. The transcript is spliced from 6 exons. Lineage: Eukaryota; Metazoa; Chordata; Lepidosauria; Squamata; Lacertidae. The record is from RefSeq and is a predicted model, not a curated record.